Anoplopoma fimbria (sablefish) is the source of this 1713-nucleotide messenger RNA. It is a transcript of the gene rhbdd3, whose product is annotated as rhomboid domain containing 3. The record is from RefSeq and is a predicted model, not a curated record. NCBI's taxonomy places the organism in Eukaryota, Metazoa, Chordata, Actinopteri, Perciformes, Anoplopomatidae. Gene Ontology annotation, cellular component: membrane. The transcript has 5 exons. Gene Ontology annotation, molecular function: protein binding; serine-type endopeptidase activity. Bases 275 to 1366 code for a protein of 363 amino acids.
GAAGACGAUGACGUCACGGAGAGCGGAAGUGGAAAUCUGCUUAGCUCUCAAAAUUCAAUUUUCUCAUUUAAAGACAUUUAUUACUCUCGUAUUGAGGACAUAGUUAUUUUAAACUCACAUGCCUGUUGUAAGAGUUCAAACGGUGUCAGAUUUGUUUUGACAAGUUAAAUUAUGGAGGAUUUUUACAGCCUGUAACUACAGAUGUAGCUUGUUUACCAGAACUAUGCCACUACAGUACAAGUGAGUGGAGAACAACCACAGCUUAUCCUAAAUAAUGCUCAAUCGCAUAUUGUCAGUAUGGUUUUGGUUUGGAUCGGAUCGCCCUGGAUUCUGUCUGGGAACAUGUGCAUUGACAACACUCAUGUUUCUGAUGUAUGCUGGGGGCAUCCAGGCAAGUCUCAGCGUCGGUCCAGGUGGAGACUUCCCGAGGCUCAGAGAUGUGUUCCUGUAUGCACUCAGUCACGAUGAGCCGUCCUCUCUGAUGGUCAGUGCUGCCCUGCUGCUGUUGGUCGGACCUAGUCAGGAGCGUCGCUGGGGAACAGUCGCCUUUCUCGGCCUCUCCAUCCUGACAAUGACCAUACUACCUCUUCUUUACACCCUGGUCCUCUUUGUCGGUGGCGCUGAGGCGAGUCGGAUCUGUGGUUACUCCGCCAUCCAGCUGGCCCUGUUUGCAGCUCAGUGUCGUCAGGUGGCUCAGAGGAGGCUGCUGAGGUGUUUGCCGGUCUGGUUUCUCCCCUGGCUCCUUCUGCUGGUGGGUCUGCUGCUGCUGCCCGGGACACCUGCCCUGCUUCACUUCUGCACAAUAUUCAUCGGACACAACUAUCAACAGCCCCUCAUUGGGAUGUUACAGGAGCUGGAGGAGCUCAGGGUCUUGGACUUCAUUCCUGAUUGGGUGUAUGUUCGCUCUUCAGCCAGGUUGAGAUUGCCCACCUGCAUUACCUCACAGAGAUCUAGAUCACUUUCUCAGAUGAUGCCUGCAGAUCAGGCAGCUGCUCCCCCCAUGAGGGAUCAAUUGAACCACCACCCAUGGGUGGAUGCAGAGCCUGCCUGGAUAAUGAAUGAGACAGCUGCACUGUCUGAGGCUGAGGUACUGGAGGAACAGAUGCUAAGAGCAGGAAUACUGGCCUCGUUACAGGAUGCUCCUGACAACCCUGAUGCAAAAGUGGAGGUGCCCAAAUCCUCAGUUUCCUCUCUGCGACUCCAGCAGCUAGAGAAGAUGGGCUUCCCCACAGAGAAAGCUGUAGUGGCGUUGGCAGCCUCUAAACAGCUAGAUGGCGCCAUUUCUUUGCUCAUUGACGACAGCGUCGGAGAGCAGGCUGUGAUGGUUUCAAAAGGGAAGAGCCCUAUGCUGCCACCGAGCAUCUAGACUACAUCACACACCUGUGGACUGAAAAGGUGUUUGCUCUUGUGCAAUAAACUGGACUUACAUUAUGCUUGGGUUUUGCUGAGCUUAAAUAUUAGGUUUUCCCUGUGGGCUACUUGUAGAGCUAAUUAAAUUAUCAGAAUUUAUGGGGGGAGUAAAGACUGAGUUGUUCUUUUGCCAAAACUGUGACCCAAAUCAAGUGCAGAUGCAAACUUGACUGUUUCGGAGACAACUUCUGUGUCUGCAUGUAAAAUUUACGCUGGAGAGAGUGGAUACAGUUUAUUUAUGGUGUUAUAAUGUUUAAUGAAUACCAUUGUGUUGUUAACCCAAAUAAAGAGAGGUGACAUGUU